Cuscuta campestris is the source of this 808-nucleotide messenger RNA. The record is from the annotation of a GenBank genome assembly. Lineage: Eukaryota; Viridiplantae; Streptophyta; Magnoliopsida; Solanales; Convolvulaceae.
GGGUUUCUUCUCUUCUUUCUUUAUUUCAGAGCUUCUCCGUCUCUUCUUUCCGUCGAGCUUCGGCCCUCCUUUCCAGUUUCAACAUCUCACUGGCAUAGCCAUCUUCAGCAGGGUUGAAUCCGCUGAAAUGGCUACAGUACCUGAGCAGUUGUUGUGGGAGAUCGUGAAGAAGAACAACUCUUUUGUGGCCAGACAGUCCGGCAGUGGCACUGCCACUGUCGUCUUCAGCAAGGAACCUAACAAUCUCUACAAUCUUCACUCCUACAAGCACUCUGGUUUGGCAAACAAGAAAACUGUUACCAUUCAAGGGGGGAAAGAUCUAACCGUGACUCUCGGUACCACCAAGACCAAGAAGCAGAACAAACCUGCUAGUGUGUUAAACAAGUCUGUCAUGAAGAAGGAGUUCCACCGAAUGGCCAAGGCUGUUACCAAUCAGGUUGCCGACAACUAUUAUAGGCCAGACUUGAAAAAGGUGGCUCUCGCAAGGUUGAGUGUCGUUCACAGAAGCCUUAAGGUUGCCAGAUCUGGUCCCAAGAAGAGGAACAGGCAGGCCUGAGGCAUUUCAAUGUCCUUAGCAAUGUGGGAUUUUCCUUCCAUUUUCUCCUUUCAAUUAUCAUUUUAUCUGAUGUCUCGUGUCUCAAACAUUUACAGUAUUUUGUAUCUUUACUUGUUGAUUGAUAUGAGCUUUAUUUUAAAUAUCGAGAUUUUGAACACAAGAGAGUUUCCUUUCCCUCUUGCUUAUUGAUAACAUUGCCAAUUAUCAUGGGUUUUUUUGGGUCUGGAAUUGGAAUUAAUUUAUAAAAUUUGU